This is a messenger RNA of Gadus chalcogrammus (walleye pollock), 5702 nucleotides long. Its product is annotated as WD repeat-containing protein 37-like. The transcript has 15 exons. The coding region runs from base 583 to 2157 and encodes 524 amino acids. Gene Ontology annotation, cellular component: preribosome, large subunit precursor. Gene Ontology annotation, molecular function: protein binding. The record is from RefSeq and is a predicted model, not a curated record. NCBI's taxonomy places the organism in Eukaryota, Metazoa, Chordata, Actinopteri, Gadiformes, Gadidae.
CAUUCCGAUGGCGAACUAACGUUGUUCUGCUGUCACGACGGAGCGCCUGGGACGGGAUGCCCCCGAUCAGCGUUACUGGAGGGCGGGACUUUCACUCGGUGUGAUGCGAGAAGGCAGGCGGGACUAUCAGUUACAUCGGCUAAAAGGAGAGAGGGCCGGGGGAUUGACUUCUCAAUAAUAUAUUUAACCCCUCUCCGUUACACGUUUCGAUUUUUAAUUUCUCCAAUUGUAUAUUCAUUCUGCGUGUUGUUAUUCCUCUCGUCGUGUUCUCGUUAUUCUCUCUCCAAGGAGUACACAGCUCUUCGGGAAGUAAGAGAACGGAAAACACGCUGCGGUGGACCGGGAUAGCGCUGCAUCUCAUGACCUCCUCACAGCCUAGUAGUCGCUAGCUUGUUAGCACGCUAGUCACGCUAGCCUGUCUGGGUGAUCAGUCACACAAGUCUCCACAGUCAGAAGAUAAAGCCUCACAAGGUUCAGUCGAGAUGGUUCUGAACGUAUAGACUCAACGACGGGUGUUGGUGAAACGGUCACAUACUGUCAGAUAACAUAACCAUUAAAAGAUGAAGGACUCUCAGAUGUGACAUGUUGAUGUCAGCCAGCGGAUUCCAGUCCGGGUCUUAUCUCUCUCCCAGGUGCGUGUGGCUCCGGGUCUUUGCGAUGCCGGUGGAGAGCGGGAGCAGCGCGGCCUCCAGGCAGGCGAAGCAGAAGAGGAAGUCCCAUAGCCUGUCAAUCAGACGGACCAACAGCACGGAGCAGGACCGCGGCGGGCUGCAAAGGGACCUAAUGGAGAGCCAGGACUCCAAGCUGCCCGUGUCCUUGAGGAGUAACCUGCUGGACCUGUUCGGGCAGAUCGAGAGGGAGUUCGAGAACCUCCACAUCGAGAACCUGGAACUGCGGCGGGAGAUCGAGACUCUGAACGACCGCCUGGCCGCCGAAGGCCAGACCCUGGAGGGCGGAGAUCUGGCCAAAGGAGCCCUCAAAACCAAAGCGAGCCACAGCACCAGCCAGCUGUCCCAGAAGCUCCGGACCACCUACAAGGCCUCCACCAGCAAGAUCGUGUCCAGCUUCAAGACCACCACCUCCCGGGCGGUCUGCCAGCUGCUGAAGGAGUACGCCGGCCACCGCGACGGCAUCUGGGACCUCAGCGUCAGCCGCACCGGGCCACUGGUGCUGGGGACGGCCUCCGCAGACCACAGUGCCAUGCUGUGGAGCAUCGAGACGGGGAAAUGUCUCCUGAAGUACGUGGGCCACCAGGGAUCAGUGAACUCCAUCAAGUUCCACCCCACAGAGCAGAUGGCUCUCACAGCCUCUGGCGACCAGACGGCCCACAUCUGGAGGUACAUGGUGCAGCUGCCCACGCCGAUGCCCGCCACCGACCUCACCCAGCAGCAGCAGCCGCCACCCUACGAGGAGGACGGGGAGCUGUCGGACAGGGAGGAGCCUGACGGCGAGGGGGAGGGGCCAAGCGAGUGCCCGUGCGUGCGCGUGGCCGCCACCACGCUGCGCUCCCACCAGGGGGUGGUGAUCGCCGCCGACUGGCUGGUGGGCGGGAGGCAGGUGGUGACGGCGUCCUGGGACCGCGCCGCCAACCUCUACGACGUGGAGACCUCCGAGCUCGUCCACUCGCUGACCGGUCAUGACCAGGAGCUGACCCACUGCUGCACCCACCCGUCCCAGCGGCUGGUGGUGACGUCGUCCAGAGACACCACCUUCAGACUGUGGGACUUCAGAGACCCCGCAAUCCACUCCGUCAACGUCUUCCAGGGACACACUGACACGGUGACCUCGGCGGUGUUCACGGCGGGCGACAACGUGGUCUCCGGGAGCGACGACCGCACUGUCAAGGUGUGGGACCUGAAGAACAUGAGGUCGCCCAUAGCAACCAUCCGCACCGACUCGGCCGUCAACAGGAUCUCUGUGUCGGUGAACCAGAGGGUGAUCGCUCUCCCCCACGACAACCGCCAGGUCCGGCUCUUCGACAUGUCCGGCGUGCGACUGGCCAGACUCCCCCGUAGCAAUCGACAGGGUCACCGCCGCAUGGUGUGCUGCACCACCUGGGGGGAGGACUCCGCCUCCUGCAACCUCUUCAGCUGCGGCUUCGACCGGCAGGCCAUUGGCUGGAACAUCAACAUCCCCGCGCUGUUGCAGGAGAAAUAACACACACGUCCCCACAAACCUACAUACACACGCGUCCCACACAAACCUACACACACGUCCCCACAAACCUACACAUGCAAGUCCCCGCAAACCUAAACACACACGUCCCCACAAACUUACACACACACUUCCCCACAGCCCUACACACACCACAGCCGGGGUCUGAUCGACCAGACAUCUCAUAACCUUUGAGGCGAGAGCCAGGGACUCACCUCUCUCUGUCUCUCUCACCUCCUGCUCUCAUCUCCUGUCCUCUCUCCUCUCACUCACGUCCAUUCUGAACACCUCUGUCUGCUCCUGGUUGUGCAGAGUCUGGCAGUGUGAGUGUGUGUGUUAAACGUGUUUGUGUGCUAGCAGGGACGUCCCUAGGUGUGUGUAACACGUGAAGUCGCCGCUUGUUUCUGAUCCUUUAAACAUUGUGUGUACAGCGAUGUGAAGGUGGUGUGUUGCUCCUGUUCUAAGCCAAUGUCCCACAAUGCUUCACUUCAGCAGCGGUGGCUGUCGAUCAAUGGAUCACGAGGGCAGCGUGGGCCACUGGCUCUUGUUUUAACCCCAAAGUAAAAAAAGAAAGUUAGCACAAAAGGCUAAUGCUAAUGUAUGCUAGCCUGACACCGAGCUAACCACUCUGCUAGCUUAACCUGUGCCAAUGACAGUGGAGCGACGUUUAAAGAGGGUUGCCCUCCACAUCCUGUUAGCGGUCAAAACGUGAUGAUAGUGUGUUGUGUUGAUAACUUUAACGACGCCAGCAGUGAUCUCUGUUAUAGGCAUGUGCCAUGUUGUUGUAUGCUAAUAUACCUGGGUGGACGUUAACUCUGACGAUGUUUACAAAGACGGCCCAAACUCCUCGGUGGAACCUGUGUGUGUGUGUGUGUGUGUGUGUGUGUGUGUGUGUGUGUGUGUGUGUGUGUGUGUGUGUGUGUGUGUGUGUGUGUGUGUGUGUGUGUGUGUGUGUGUGUGUGUGUGUGUGUGUGUGUGUGUGUGUGUGUGUCAGAGCGAUAUGCCUUUUCUUUUUAGAGCUUGUUUUAAAAAGCACAACAGACCGACCAGCGCCUCCGUGGUCUGAGAGGGUGUACUGCGAUGUUCGGACCAGAGCUCCACCAGUCAGAGAACCUGUGGGCCUUUUCACCCAGCGGCCAUCUUGGUUCUAAACGCUAGCCGGGUGGAUUUAGAUCAAAGAUGGGCGAUGGGUGAAUAUGACCCAUGGAGGGUCGUUCUGUUGACCACUCCGUUGUCGUGGUUUUGUCUGUUCGACUGGAACACAGACCUGAGGACGCAGUCAAACUUAAAGACGGAUCCUUCUGUGCCCUUUAGUCGUUAGUCUCGUGCCAUUACGGGGACUCCACUAAGGGUCAGAGGUCACCUGAGAACAUGAGGUGAAGGUGCAGUUUUAUUCAUGCAAUAGUUGUGUGAGCUGUUAGCUAGUCCACUGCCAGUCAUACCCCAGGAAGCACGUUGGAAGACGUGUGAUAGAACUCUGUGAUGUGUUGUGCGUUUGCUGUGAAAUAAGGGGGGGCGGGGCCCAACGCCAAGCUGACGUCCGUCUGUCUGCCUGUAGGUCUGUGGGCUUGACCAACCAACGUCUCAAUUAAUGUCGCACAACGGCCUUCACACACCACAUUGUUGCCCAGGCAACUGUUGUCGUCGAUAGGCUGUCUCACCUUGCUGUACUGUGUGAAUGUUACCCCCCCCCCCCCCCCAUAUCAGUGAGUCUUCUGAAUCUAGCGUUUAGAUUUGUGACCCAUUUUGCUAAUUUGUGACGAAGUAAUCCUGGAAGAGAUUUUUUGCCUAGCAUUUUGUACAAAGAUUUGUCCAUUUUCUUUUGGCGUGGAUGACCAGUAUUUAUAUGAUUAUAUAUGUAUAGAAAAAUAUUAUUUUGCCAUGUUUACAUGCGUGCGUCAUGCCUUUCUGUUUGAUAGCGGUAGAGCUAACAGCUAACAAUAGCCACUCACACACCAAGAACGUUUCACUCCCUUUUAGCCCUGUGUCUCUUUAAAACAAAAAAGAUUAACAAUUGUAUGGUGAAAUAGGUAUGUUUGAGAUAAGUGAUGUUUCUCCCUCGUUGCAUUAAUUGGCUGACAUAGUAGUGGAUGGACUGGAGUCUAACCUCGGUUUGUCCAGUGGAAAUAUCCCUCCGUCAUGGCCGUGUAAUAGAUGCUUUUCUCCAUGCAAGUCACCAAGUCUUCUCCCUAUCCCUUUCUUUCUGGUGUUCGUAAAUUACUUCACCUCCCAAGCACUUAAGCCAUCCCUGGUCCGGGCAGAAUGAUUUCUCUGCUUCAUUCUUGGCAACGGGUAGAAGGAAAAGUCUGCUCCUUUAAUUGCAUCUUUUAUGUGUUUUAAGAACUUGUAUCAUUGUUCAGAUUGUUACUUUUUCCUGCAUGGUUUUUUAAUCAAUUCACUGGAUCAGCACCCCUUCUGGGGAUGCAUGGUUAUGGCAGCUGCUCUUUCUGAUUGGCUACUAGUGGUGCCAGGUGAUGUCAUUCGAGAUACAUUCCAUGGCCAAAUGCGGCGCCGGGUCCUGAAUCGAAUGUGUCAGAAACAGCGAUUCAUCGUUUCUUUGAUUUAGUUUAAAGUUCAGUCACUUUUAAGUUAAAGUGUUCAACCGCCCACAAAAUCAAAUCUUACGUCAGUGGCAAAAAUACAUCUCCUUCAGCCUCACAGAGUCUGUGUCAUCCUUGUAAAACUGGUGUGAAACUAACUUCUACGAUGUUGAAUGUGAUAGGAUUGUUCUUAACUUAACAAGGAACUACACAGCGUAAUGAAAUCGUUGAUCUGUUGUACUGAAAAACACGCGUCUGCUGCGCAAAUAAACAUGUUUUGCUGUUUCAUGCGUUUCGCUGAUUUCACGGUGCAUUCAUCAAUUCAAAACUUCAACAAACCAAAACGUACAGCUUACAGUUAUUCUUCUUUGAGUCGACACUGGUAUCGGCAGUUGAGGGACUCAAUCUUGUAUGUUCAUUUAUUGUGUGAAAAUAUAAAGGAACAUAAAUAGGUAAGAAAUAGGGUUUAUUGCCUUGAUAAUUGUAGUAAACAUUGUUUUUCUAGCCCUGUUUAUUACCUCUAUAAACCUACAUCAAAAUCAGUAUUUGCACAAAUUAACCUUAUCAAUUAAUAGCUGGCUUUUAAAUUCCUAAAACCUAAUAUACAGUAUUCAUUAUGGAUAAAAAAAAGAAGGGAAUAGUUAUUUGUAAAAUAUCACUACACUAAGUAAUUAUAUAAUUGUAAAAAACUAUAUUAUUUGAUUAGCAUAAUUAAGAAGAUUAAUAAUUGAUGCUAACGCGGCCGGCUGACUCCCGCCACCAGGCGGCGCCGUCACUUGCCCUCAUUGCCUAAUCACAGUCGACGAGCAUCAACCGCCAAAUUAUAAUUCAUAAAUACUUGAGUAAAUUAAAGAUGUUGGUUACACAUAUCUUAGCAUCAAUCAUAUGAGUAAAAUAACAACAAAGAAGACAUACGUACUCGUAGGUAAGUGGAAUGUUCUUAUGAAAAUACGAAUACAUCAAUCUGUUAUCUUAAAAUCCAAGUUGUGUAAACUUAGGAGUGUAACA